Molecule: messenger RNA, 360 nt
Organism: Chaetomium fimeti
Lineage: Eukaryota; Fungi; Ascomycota; Sordariomycetes; Sordariales; Chaetomiaceae
Exons: 2
Coding region: 1-360 (119 amino acids)
Cellular component (GO): cytoplasm
Source: RefSeq, a predicted model, not a curated record
AUGUCGGCCCGCGCCAUACGGUACGUGGCCGCGACAAAGAAAUCCGCCAAAAAUACCCUGUACAUGCACUGCAACGUCAAACCGGGAGCGAGCAAGAACCGCGAGGGAGUCGUCUCCAUUGACGACGAGGCCGUCGACAUUUGUGUUUCCGCUCAGGCACGCGAAGGGGAAGCCAACAAAGCCGUGGUCAAGGUGUUGAGUGGAGUCCUCGACCUUCCCAAGUCCGACCUGCAGAUCAUCCAGGGACUCAAGUCGCGAAACAAGACCGUCGCCGUCGUCGGGUCCUGGGUCAACGCGGGGGAGGAAGAGUGUCUAAAUCGGGCGAGGCAGUACCUAGACCAAGCUAUGGAGAGCCCCUGA